Messenger RNA from Monopterus albus (swamp eel), 2209 nucleotides. RefSeq names its product calymmin (gene cmn). Bases 17 to 2209 code for a protein of 730 amino acids. The record is from RefSeq and is a predicted model, not a curated record. The transcript is spliced from 33 exons. Lineage: Eukaryota; Metazoa; Chordata; Actinopteri; Synbranchiformes; Synbranchidae.
CUGUUGUGUUCUUUAAAUGCCUAAUUAUUCAGUUAGUGUGUGUGUGUACAUCUUGGGUGUCUCUGCUAACGAGGGGGGAGGAUCUGGAGUGCAAGAGCAUCUACAAGAAGAGCUGGUGAGAGGAGGGGCACCUCAAACCAGAGUGUAUAUCAGACCCUCACAGUCUGGGUCCACUAUGUUGGGGCAACUUCUUCAAAGUACUGUGAUCCUUUGGCUGGUGCAGACAGCGUAUACAGGCGGUGUGGGUGCACAGAAUGGAUACGGUAGAUACCCCACAAAAGGAGUAGGUUAUGGACCAGCUGUUGGUGUUUUGAGUGCAAAUGGAGUUAAAUCAAGUGGCUAUGGUGCAGCAGCUGGUUUGACCAAUGGGGGAAGGACAAAAAGCUAUGGGGCAGCAGCUGGUGUGACAAAUGGACAGGGUGGAAAACCACUGGGCUAUGGUGCUCAAGCUGGCGGAUAUGGUGGACAAGGAACCAAAGGUUAUGGUGCUACAGCUGGUGUUCUGGGUGGGUACGGCGCUAAACCGAAUGGUAUUGGAGCUGCAGCUGGAUUUGGAACAAAAGGCAAUGGUGAAGGAGCUGCAGCUGGCCCAUCUAGUGGAAAAGGAGCAAUACCAAAUGGCCAGAGAGGAGCUGGAAGUAAACCCAUAAAGGGAUAUGGCCGACUGCUUUAUGGCGCAGGUCUAGGUGUGGGAGCGGGAGCCUCCAGAAGUCUGGGAGUACCUCAGCUCACCAGGAACCAAGGGAAAGCAUAUAACAGUAAUGGGUAUAAUGGUUACAGAGCUCAACCCAUGGGAGUUUACAAUGGUUAUGGCAGUGCUGGUUUGGCUCUAGGACCUUGGUAUGGAAAAGGAGGAAUGAAGGGACUGAAGCAAGGCUACAGUGCUACAGGAGGUGUGCCCAGUGGUCAAGGUGCCAAACAUAAUGGUUAUGCUGGAUCCAGAGGUGCUACUGGAAAUGGAGCCUUGCCAAAUGGUUAUGGACACCCCAGAGGUGGAGCUACUAAGCCAACAAAGCCAGAAGGAUAUGGCGCUAUCAGAGGGGGUGCAGUGAGAUCCCAGCCAGGUUAUGGAAAUGGAGCUGUUGAUAAUGGAUAUGGAAUUAAACCCAGUGGUUAUGGAGUCAGAAGUGGUGCUGCAGUGGGUGGAUAUGGAGGUACACUCAAUGGAUAUGGAGCAGUCAAAGGCUUAAAACCUCAAGCUACAAAAGGAGCUGGAGCAGUGUCACCCAGUGAAGGCUACGGUGGUGCUGCUAGUGUACGUAAUGGACACUUGACUAAGGCAGCCAAUUCUGGUUACGGCAUGGGACCAUUCAAUGGAAGGGCUCUUAAAGGAGGUGUUCUCUCUCUUGGGCAGCCUAAUAUUGCACCAGAGAAGGGUGCUGCACCUCAGCAAACAUUAACUCAAGGUGCAUCAUCUGUUGCCCCUGAGCUGACUGGUAGUAUCCCUGUCAUGGUGCCACAGGACAAAUACCAGAAGCUGCUUUCACCUGUUCCACAAGGAAAAAGCUACAAACAGAUACUCAUAAUCCCUCAGGCUACAUCAAAACCAGCGCUUCUUCAAACCUUAUCUGGACCUGCACUGGUGGUUCCUGAGGGUAACCCAACACCAGAACCAGCAGCGGCACAUUCUCAAGAGAACACAGGAGGAGUAUCUAUCUCCAAAGAAAAGGAACCUAAACCAGCCAAACCUGACUGCGGACCAUCAGGAGUACCAAACGGACAAUGGAUGAAGAUAUCUCCACCCAGUUACGGAGCAGGAGCUGGUGUUUUGAACAGAUAUGGUGCUCAACCCAGUGGUUAUGGAGCGGGAGGCUACGCUGUUCCUGGACUCAGCACUGGAUAUGGAGCUGGUUAUGGACAAGGACUAUACCCUGCAGCUGGAAAUGGAAAUUCAUUCAGAGGUCUUCAUCAAGCUGUACCCGCAGCUGAUGGCAAAUCAGGUGGUGCCAGACACAUUCCUUACAAUGGAGCCCCAGUUGUUCCUGCUGGACUAGAUGUAAUGGGCAGCUUACCUACUGGUGAUCAGACACUUGGAAUGGGUGCAGAGAAAUCAAACACAAAUUAUGGCAUUGGUGGAUUUCCGUUUGGUGGGCAGCCCCUCAGUGCAGGAAAGUAUGGUCUGGCUGUGUCACCAUAUCAGCUUGAAUAUCUUGGACUUGGACAUAAAGGAAGAUUGAUAGGCAAGUGUGAUGAGAUUCAGCUAAUGUGA